CAUGCCUCCUACGUCAUAAAGCCGCGCCGAAAAUAAGUAAAAUCGAAAAUUGUCAACAGGAGCAGCAACGACGUUCCUCCUGACCCACUGAGGCGGCCGUGGUUAUGAGCAGUCCCAUGAUGGCCGGAUCCUCAGCCUCCAGCUCCAAAGAGCGUCCUGCUUCCAGGACCAGUUUCAUCCCAGAGAUCCAGAGCAUGAUGUUCGCGCUGGGAGACGCCCGCAGGCCUCCGCCCGAGACAGCCGCCCUGGUGGAGGACAUUGUGCACACGCAGCUCAUCACCAUGCUGCACCAGGCCUGCGAGGGGGCGUCUCUUCGUGGGUCGAGGGUCAUUUCCCCCGAGGACAUCCUGUUCCUGAUGAGGCGGGACAAGAGGAAGGUGGCCAGGUUAUUGAAAUAUCUCCAGUUCAGAGAUUUUAAAUCCAGGUUACUUAAAAGUCUGGAGGAUGAAGACCUGCAGCAAGAGACGGGCGCCGUUGCCGGCGGUAACCAUCGGAGGCAGCGAUUGGCCCAGGACUUUCUGGUGUGGUUGGAUCAGACCGGAGAGCUCCUGUCACUGGCGGAGCGGCGGGAGUUGGACCCCGUCAAGAAGGAGCGGAUGGAGCGUUUAGAGCGUCAGACCCGCGCUAUGGACCAGACGCAGUACUCCGAGUUCUGUGAAAGUCGACAGCUCAGUUUUGCUAAGAAGGCGUCAAAGUUUCGAGAGUGGAUGGACUGCAGCACUUUGGAGCUGAAACCCACCAGCCUCACCAUGGAGAUCCUGUCCUACCUGGCCUAUGAGACGGUUGCCCAGAUUGUGGAUUUGUCGCUGUUGGUGAAGCAAGAAAUGACUGCGACGACAAAUGCCAUCAGUCAUGUGAUCUCUUCCAGCCACAUCCACUACCACACUCACACUGAGGUAAAGAAGGAUCCAGACUCGCCUGAAGCCACGCCCCCUUCCACCCCAGGCUCCUCCCACUCAAGGCCCCUCCCGCAGGGUAACGGCAGCCUGGACGGCAGGGCCCGACAGAGAAAACGCAAGAAGAGCGCUCCGGCUGCGGUGGAACCUCCGAGUGGAUCCAUCCAGCUCGGCCACAUCAGAGAGGCCAUCAGACGCUACAACUACAGACACACAAGUGCUUACCGCAGGAGUGGGGUGGCCUUCCUCACUUGCUGAAGAUGGAACUCUGAUGUUUCUGUUCUACUUUUGUACCUUUUCAGAAAGCCCCUUUUUGUAUUUGUGUCAUUCUUUGUUAUAAAUAAAGCAAUACAGCGUUGC
Pungitius pungitius (ninespine stickleback) is the source of this 1256-nucleotide messenger RNA. It is a transcript of the gene supt3h, whose product is annotated as SPT3 homolog, SAGA and STAGA complex component. Gene Ontology annotation, molecular function: transcription coactivator activity; protein heterodimerization activity. The record is from RefSeq and is a predicted model, not a curated record. The transcript has 12 exons. Gene Ontology annotation, biological process: transcription by RNA polymerase II. The coding region runs from base 105 to 1154 and encodes 349 amino acids. NCBI's taxonomy places the organism in Eukaryota, Metazoa, Chordata, Actinopteri, Perciformes, Gasterosteidae.